Messenger RNA from Xylaria bambusicola, 873 nucleotides. RefSeq lists its product as uncharacterized. The record is from RefSeq and is a predicted model, not a curated record. Lineage: Eukaryota; Fungi; Ascomycota; Sordariomycetes; Xylariales; Xylariaceae. The transcript has 3 exons. Bases 1 to 873 code for a protein of 290 amino acids.
AUGGGCGAUAUAAAGAAGAACAAGCAAAAGAAGGCCCGAGACAAGCUACCGGAGCUGCCUUCUGUGGGGAAUCAGAGAAAAUGGAAUAUUGUCAAGGUGGUGUUGCGGUCCAUAUGCUUACUGCUAAGCAUAGUCGACGUGGGGGAACUCAUCGCUCUCGACCUCUCCCAACAUGACCUGGAUUAUUGGACAUUUGUUGCUUAUCCUGUUCUUGGGAGCUUCCUACUUUGGGACGUUAUUGAAUUUGUCGUGAUCAUCGUGAGGGGAAGCAUAGCGAAGGGCGUCCACCCGGGAGCUCACGUCGGCGUUGAGUUAAUAUUGUGCCUGGGCGGCAUCUUCACAGUUGCUAUCCAAGCAUACAAAGCCAAUUGGUACCAACUUACGAGCUGGGGACUAAGAGAUACUGGGUCGACCCUUUGGGCUUAUGUAGCACUCACUCAGUUCAGCUUCCUGAGUUUCUUGACGUUCCUGCGCUUCAUAUUAUUUGUACGAGCCUGUGUUGAGGUAGACAGACGCAAGAGAGAUAGACGGGUGCAACAGCUCGUGUUUGCCAUUCAAGAACAAGGCCGUGACCCGCAGGAUGUUCCCCUAGCAGCGUUUACACGAGCUCGAGAGCUGGACCACGUUAGUUCCUCACAGAUCCUCAAGGCGCUGUCACCGUCCACGAUGACACAACCAACACUGCUUACCAGUCAUUCGGCGUCGUCGUCGUCAACAGCAGUGGCAUCGCAGCCGCCGCGGUCGCCCGAGGACCGAGACUUUGCUUAUAAAUAUAACUUUCCCAUAGCUACCGUGCCGGAGCUACUGGAGAAUGGGAUUCAUCCUGAGGAUGCGCGGAAUCAGAAAGUUUUGAUUGGGGCGUUCCCGAGAUAG